This is a messenger RNA of Penicillium odoratum, 828 nucleotides long. Its product is annotated as SWIB/MDM2 domain protein. Gene Ontology annotation, molecular function: RNA polymerase I cis-regulatory region sequence-specific DNA binding. Lineage: Eukaryota; Fungi; Ascomycota; Eurotiomycetes; Eurotiales; Aspergillaceae. Gene Ontology annotation, cellular component: RNA polymerase I upstream activating factor complex; nucleus. Gene Ontology annotation, biological process: nucleolar large rRNA transcription by RNA polymerase I; transcription initiation at RNA polymerase I promoter. The annotation marks the transcript as partial. The transcript has 4 exons. The record is from RefSeq and is a predicted model, not a curated record.
UCAUCCGAGGUGCGCGAUCGGUUCACCGACAUAAUCGACUCGAUUUUAGCGAAAAGCGACCUCACUACCAUCUCGGAAAAGCGCAUUCGCAAAGGUCUGCAGGAGGAGAUUGGCUAUGACCUCACCCCCCAGAAGGCUGCGAUUAAGCAGCUCAUCAUGGAGCGAUUCGACAUUUACGCGGACAAAAACGGAGUUGGCGAGGAGCCCGAAGAAGAAUCCGCAAACAACGGUCACCAGGAUGGCAAUUCUGUCUCCGGGGUCCCCUCACCACCACCAUCCUCAUCUCCCGUGAAGCGCCAGGCCGACAGCGAAGAAGCGUCCGAUCCAAGCGAUUCCCCUCCCCCGAAGAAACUUAAAUCGGAGGCGGAUAUUGAUGCUGACGCCGUAUUCGCUGCCAAGCUGCAAGCUGAAGAGAACCUGCGGGCACGACCAACGCGAGGGGGAAAUGCACGGCGGGCAGCUCCGACAAAGAAAAAGACCAAGAGCAAACCCAAGGCUAAGACAUCCGCGAGGGUAAAGGCAGAGGAUGAUUCAGAUCUCGAGUCUGGCUCCGACACAAAGAAGGAAGUGAAUCGGACGGGUGGUUUCCAUAAACCCCUCAAUCUCUCACCUCCCCUUGCCGCACUCCUGGGUGAGGCUACGCUGUCACGACCUCAAACAGUAAAGAAGGUGUGGCAAUACAUUCGAGACAAUGAACUCCAGGAUCCUAGCGACCGACGUCAAAUUCGUUGUGAUGAUGCAAUGCGCGCCGUCUUCAAGCAAGAUCGGGUGCAUAUGUUCACCAUGACCAAGAUCCUCAAUCAAAACCUGUACAGCCCUGAUGAAUAG